CGAGAAGUAAGGUCGAAGAACAAAAGCCCCCAACACCAAAAUCGAGCUCUUUCAUUCUCCGGCAAUACGUCCUCUUUCACGACCGUAUUUGAAUUUCGCUCUGGUUUCUUUCGAGUAGCUUCUCACCGCCAUGGAUCUCAAUAUGGAUCUUAAUGCUCCUCACUCCAUGGGUACCACCAUCAUCGGCGUCACAUACGACGGCGGCGUUGUCCUCGGCGCCGAUUCUCGUACCAGCACUGGUGUUUAUGUGGCUAAUCGUGCAUCUGACAAAAUUACAAAGCUUACUGACAAUGUCUAUGUUUGUCGGUCUGGCUCGGCUGCAGAUUCUCAAAUUGUCUCUGAUUACGUGCGUCAUUUCCUUCAUCAGCAUACGAUACAGCUUGGCCAGCCUGCGACUGUUAAAGUGGCUGCAAACCUUGUUAGGCUAUUAGCAUAUAACAACAAGGAUAUGUUACAAACUGGCCUUAUUGUUGGUGGAUGGGACAAGUAUAACGGUGGUCGAAUCUAUGGUAUUCCUCUUGGUGGAACAAUAAUAGAGCAGCCAUUUGCUAUUGGAGGAUCUGGCUCCAGUUACUUGUAUGGUUUUUUUGAUCAAGCGUGGAGAGAAGGAAUGACUAGGGAAGAAGCUGAGCAAUUGGUGGUUAAGGCCGUUUCUCUUGCCAUUGCUCGAGAUGGUGCAAGUGGUGGUGUUGUCCGUACUGUUACUAUAAAUUCCGAGGGAGUUGCAAGAAAAUUCUAUCCCGGGGAUCAGCUACCGCUGUGGCACGAGGAAUUAGAACCUAAAAAUUCAUUACUGGAUGUUCUGAAUGCUUCUAGCCCCGAACCGAUGAACGUAUAAAGCUAAUGCUCGGAUCUCUGCCAAAAGUUCUGAUGGUAACUCUUAUCUGGUUAGGCUAUUCUACUUUUCUGGAAAAAAAAGAGAAGAAAAGACAUGCGCCCUCAUUGUGUAAACCUAAUUAUGUUUUACUUUGCAUGAAUUUUUUAGUGUACAAUGUUUGAGUUUACUCUUGGUCUAUGGCACAUGCUUAUUCCUGCUGCCAAA
Messenger RNA from Cucurbita maxima (winter squash), 1042 nucleotides. RefSeq names its product proteasome subunit beta type-6-like. The transcript is spliced from 8 exons. The record is from RefSeq and is a predicted model, not a curated record. The coding region runs from base 131 to 838 and encodes 235 amino acids. Gene Ontology annotation, cellular component: proteasome core complex. Gene Ontology annotation, molecular function: threonine-type endopeptidase activity. Lineage: Eukaryota; Viridiplantae; Streptophyta; Magnoliopsida; Cucurbitales; Cucurbitaceae.